This is a messenger RNA of Athalia rosae (coleseed sawfly), 1753 nucleotides long. RefSeq names its product testis-specific serine/threonine-protein kinase 2 (gene Tssk). Lineage: Eukaryota; Metazoa; Arthropoda; Insecta; Hymenoptera; Athaliidae. Gene Ontology annotation, biological process: protein phosphorylation; intracellular signal transduction; microtubule cytoskeleton organization. Gene Ontology annotation, cellular component: cytoplasm. Gene Ontology annotation, molecular function: ATP binding; protein serine/threonine kinase activity; tau-protein kinase activity. The coding region runs from base 627 to 1736 and encodes 369 amino acids. The record is from RefSeq and is a predicted model, not a curated record. The transcript has 4 exons.
AGAAGAGGGGGCAACUUAUCAGGUUUUAAAAUUGACAUUGAAUGACAAUUGAAGUCGUAUAAAAUGUGAAUAGUGUUUGAAAGGUUGACACGGGCAACGGUGAGCGAUAUUUCUGGCGUGAUAAAUUAACUAGUAAAUCAUCUAAUCGCAAAACCGUAGUUAUACAAUAUUCCAUCUUUGUCAGGUCAAAAUUCGCGUUGUGUUAAGUGUACUUGUGUGAUCCGUAGAUCACGGGGACUAGCUCGCCGUGAGCCCCCAAUUAUAUUCCAAAAUCCUCUGGAUAUCUUACAGCUGGAAUUUGUAAUUUGAAAAACCGCGGAUGGGGGUGGCCGUGAGCAUCGGUCAAUUGUACAAGUUGGACUUGAUGCCAAAAUUUCAGUGACUCCUGUACCUCAAAAUAUCAAAUGACAGACAAGGCCUUCCUCCAUUUCGCGGGUCCAUACCGAUGAUAUAUGUAAUUUCACCUGUCAGUCUAUAGCUGUGACCUAGAGAACAAAAUCUUCUAUUCAAAAAAUAAAAACAGACUCAAAAAAUAUUAAUUUCAAUAAGAAAAUCAGAAAGGUUUUCUAAGGAUCGUCACUUCCUCAAAAGAGUUAUCCGGGCACCUCCAAUGAAGAGCCUUUGGCAUGGCCACGCGACUCAGCCCCCGAAAUUCGGAGGUGAAUGCGCUUGAACAGCGAGGCUAUCUAAUAGGAAAAAAAAUCGGACAGGGGUCGUACGCGACCGUCCAUUUAUCCGACUAUGUGGACGGUACGAGUCCUAAGAAGAUGCGUUUGGCGUGUAAAAUUUUCGACAAAGAGAAGGCGCCCCGAGAUUUUCUAGACAAAUUUUUUCCUCGAGAGCUGGAGAUAUUGACGAAAAUCGAAAACCCCCACAUAAUUCAGGUGCACAGCAUCCUCCAACGCGGACCCCGAGUCUUCAUCUUCAUGCGUUAUGCAGACAACGGCGACCUUCUAGAUUUUAUUAAAGGGAAUGGCGUCGUUCCGGAACAACAAUCAAAACUCUGGUUCAGGCAAAUGGCUUCUGGUCUCCAUUAUCUUCACGAAAAAAACAUCGCCCACAGAGAUUUGAAGUGCGAAAACAUAUUGCUGUCGAGGAGAUUCAAUGUGAAACUUGCAGACUUUGGUUUCGCAAGAUUCUGUGCUGAUAGUGAAGGCCGGAGAGUCCUUAGUCAGACUUAUUGCGGAUCUGCCGCUUAUGCUGCGCCAGAAGUGGUUUCUGGAGUUCCUUACAACCCUAAAUUGGCGGACGUCUGGUCUCUCGGAGUAAUUCUUUAUAUUAUGCUGAACGCCGCGAUGCCAUUUGAUGAUGCGAAUUUGAGAAAACUCCUCAAGGAUCAGACGUCUAGAAACUUGGUAUUCCGAUCGCGAGUCAGAGAAUCGCUAUCAACGCUUGCUAAGAGCAUCGUGAGGCAUAUUCUGGAACCGGAUAUAACUAAAAGACUCACCCUCGAAAGAGUUCUUGGCCAUGAAUGGGUCAGAGCAAGAAAAGACAAGACCGGAUCUCUCGUCGGCAGAUUGGUUCACUCCGCACCACCUAUACACCAACAGGUGAGCGGAGGUGGUAUGAACAUGGGUGGGUCAGGAUUGGCCGCGACCGGAGGUCCUGCACCUGCAGGAAGAACUGGGAUUUCGGGAUUCAAAAGCACGGAAAAUCCGAGUCAAAACGUUGGUGGGAAAUCAGUAGAUACUGCGAGAAAAGAUUCAUCGGGGCAGCCUUCCAUCGCAGUGGAAUAAAGAAGCCAAAUUUUUAG